GUGACAGGAUGGAGGGAGAGACACCAACUAACAUCCCCCCUCCAAUUGCUACUACACCUCCAGCUUCUAGAUUAGGAGCCUUGGAGGACCUUCAUAGUCAGACCAGCAGCCCUGGGACCCAUAUCUCCAGCACCAGUGGCAUUUCUUUGGGCGAGACCAUACGGCACACAGCCAUCCAGGGCAUGGAGUCUUGGUACCAUCUCCCAGCAGAGGAGGAUGUCAGUGGCUUUUUACCGCCAUCUUGUGAAUCAGUAUCACCGGCUGAGCAGACAGAGUUCCCAACGAUGGAAGGAGGAACCUUGCAUUCAGAAAAAGGAACGGCUAACUCAAUACAGCUUGAAAUGCAGGACAGUGUUUUGUCUCCAUGCCUCCCUCUGCUAACAUCCGCCUCCACUCAGGGACCAAGGUUUUUUGAUGAGACAUUGUACCAGCAAACAGAGAUGGAAUUUGCUCCUUUGAGCGGAACCCUAGACAUGUCUGAAUUUCCUGGACAGCCUUCCCUGCAGAUGAGUGAUGCAGUGGCACUUGCGAGCAAAGAGGUGUCUCUGGAUUUAAUUGGUGGAAGCCUCGCUCAGCCCAUUUCUGCACUGGAUGAUGAUGCCAGUGGCAUGCACGAUUUGACACAGCACCCACUUUUUGAGAGCCACACGCAAAGUGCACGAUCUGCAGAACCAGGUUCCCAAGAUGUUGCUGAUGCAGAUCACCCUGAUUUAAGAAACAUGAAAGUGGGGUCUCCUGGUGACCUGGACAAAGUUUUUAGUUGUGGAGAUGGUUCUUUCUUGGACAGCAGUGUUCCUGCACCUGUCCUCAUUGAGCUCUUAGAAAAAGAAAUUGUCCUUUCUGGCAGUAGUCAAAUGUCUUCUAGAAGUUCUUCUUCCCAGACAUUAUCCAGCAAAGAGACAGAAAACAUUAAUAUGCCACAGCUGCAAACACAGAAUAUCUCAGAGCCUUACAAGCUAAGUGAAACUGCUAAAAUGACGAAUAUUUCAACUGUGCCGGAAGGAGAGUCUUUUAAAGAUUCCAGUGAAGUAGAUUUCUUCAAUGCAGAAUCCUUUGAUGACUAUGAGAGGGGAAGUGGAGAGUUUAAUAGAUCAGGCCCAUUAAAUAACUCUGGUAUUACUGUACGCUCCACAAGGCAGUCAUCAGAGAUUUUUAAAGCCGACCUUCAAAAUCAGUUGUGUUCUGAAAUCAAACAGCGAUAUCGUGAAAAAGAGAUAUUAAAAAUUAGUGAAAGUCUAAGCAUGAACGAGCAGAACAACAUCCUUCAAACACAAUUCAUUCACCCUGAGUCUUUGACAGAGCCACCCCAAGAUGAGACAACGGUCUUAGAAGGCCCCUCAAGCAUUUCUAGGGAUGAGCUGACAAUUUCUUCUCAUUGUAGCAUAGAACGUGGCCACAAAGAUACAGAAAUAUCACCUGCUGACAGCUUCCCCACAGGGGAGGCUUCAUUUAUGGAGCGCUUAACUAAUCCUAUUUCCCAGUCUACUCCUGGUACUUUGACAAUCACUAAUACAAGGAAGCAGCUCACUGGUAGGUUAAUGGAAAUAAAAGCCAAACUUACAGAGUCACACAUGUCUUUAAAUGAGGAACCUUCCAACAGUUCCACUACAGGUUACAUUGAUCCUUGUGGAGCACCACAGUCCGUGCAAAGCAGCCAGGGUUACCCUGCAAGCAGUGAUUCUCAAAGGUCGUCUUCUCCUCCAAAGCGAAGAAUACAGUCUCUGCCAACCUUAAAUUAUAUAGAGAAAGUUGGAGCUUGGAACAUAAACCAGUCUUUUGAUGCCUUGGUCUUGCGUGGUUUAACAGGGAUAUCCCCUAAAAAAAAGGCCUACAAUGCAGUGGCUGAUUCUUUAAAUCGUAUUCUGUCCAAACAGACAAGCAACAGCUCACCUAAGAGAGGGCUUUCAGCCUCCUUUGCCGGACCAUCUUCUAUGACCAACUUGAAUAUCAUUGAAAAAGAACAUUCUAGCAGUUCACACCUAGCCAGGUCUCAGUCUUACAAUUCCGUGAUCACUGUGGGUAUAGAGAGCACCACAAUUAAACAGACAGAUGCAGCUAUUCAACCUGCAAAAGAAAGGGAUGAAAUAGACAGAUCCAGUGCUACUCAAAAUAGUGAAAACUUGACCAAGGCUGGAGAAAUACAGAGUAUGGACUCUUUAGCAAGUAGCACAGAGGUGGAUAAUGAUACGGUGAAGCACGAACUGCAAAAUCUGCAGGAGAAUACGCUUUCUGAAGGCCACAAACACACAGUGACUAGUACGAGUGGGGCACGGCUGAGCACUAGACUGGAUGUUGAUGAGGAGGCACAUAACAUUCAUCCUGGCUCUAGUAACCUGACAAUCGGUCAAUUCAGUGAUGUGUCUCUUGACAAUGACUUCACUAUUAGUAGUGCUUCUCAUUCUAGUGAACCCAUCAACCAACUUUCAAUGGAUUCUGCAACGGCUGCUUCAAUGCACUCUCUAACCAGUUUAGAAGUGGAUAACUUUGUACCUUAUUGGUCACCUACACAAUCAAUAGAUAAGAAAGAGAUCAACAUUGAAGAAAGAAUACCUACUUAUCUUCGCAACCUUGGCAUUGAUCAGUCUCCAACUACAAUUUUAACACCUUUUGCUCCAAAAGGACCAAUAAGAGAACCAGAGUUUUCACCAUCUGAAUUUAGAACAAUUAAAGGAUCUACAGCUACCCCUAGUAAAAGCAUGCGGCUGUCAGAAGGAGGCUCCCAGAGUGCUGUAAACAUCUCUCAAUCAAGCAUUUAUUCAACAGCAUCGACCACAAGUGUCUCUAUACCCAUGGGAUCUGAUGCUGAACAAGAAUCCCUAUUUCCCACAGAAUUAUCGCCUUCAUUCAGCUUGAAAUCUGCUGGUGACAGACCAAUUAGUCAGUAUGAUGUGAGUUCACACCCAGCUACAUCCAGCUCACAGCUUCCUCCCAUAGAAAAAAGUAAUGAAAAUGCUUCAGAGAUUGUGUCCCACGAGCAGGAAAUCAAUGUAGUUCACACAACGCAGUCUGUACUGCCAGAAGUACCACCUGAGCCAGGUGAAGGUUGUGGAUCAGAGCUAAAAUAUGUUAAAACAUUGAUUGAGCAGUUUGAAUCUGGAGACUUCUUCUUGAAUAAGGGGAAUAAUUCUUUAGAUGAAAACCAGUUUGGUGUCACAUCAGUACCUGAGUUCUCAGAACCAAGGCAAGCUAUGGAUUCCACAAAUGAUUCCUUCGUUGGGUCCAAAACCCUUAAAGAAAUCCGUAAACUAUUAUCAGAAGCAGAUAUUGUUGGCCUUGGUCAGUCUGGUGCCACUUUCCCCCCCUUAAAAGAUGUUUAUGGUCUGUCACCUACAGUGAGGCUAAAUUUUGAUGAUUCGCUUAAAUCAGACGGUCUACAUAACAUAUCAACAAGUUCACUCGAUCGUCUGGUGAAGGAGAUGUCAUGGGAUGGUUCAUUAAACAGUAGUAUGGAAAGUGACAGCUCGGUAUUGAAAGGGAGAGCAGAUUUAAACUGGGAUACUUCUUCAAUCCGUAAAGAACCUGGAAAACAUGUCUCUCAUUUAGAGGAAUUUGUGGAGAACCACAAGCAGCCGGGAGUUCCAGUUACCAUACAGAGGGACCUCGGCAGGUCUGAACCGGAAGGAUUUAAUGAAGCAAUAGAGGCUGUGACAAUAUAUGAUGACCAACAGACGAACGAAACAAGCCACGACAAGGGCAGCCCUAGAGCAUCGUCUCAGGAAGCUGGUUACAAUGAAGAGUUAUUGAAUAAUGUUGCCAAUGCAGUCGGAGGUUUGGAGCAAACCUUGACCAAGACUGGUUUUGAAUACUUAACAGGAAGACAAGAAGUUCCAGAAAGUGAUGACAGCAGUGCCGAUUCUCUUGCUGCACGAGUUACGAGUCUCUUAAAAAGUAAUGCUCCAUUGACCCAAGUUGUUCAGGGUGGAGAAGAGGACAGGAGAGCACGAAGUUCCUUGAAGCUGAAGUUGACUAGUCAACCUGUGCUCGCAGACACUGACCUUAAUGAAGAAGAUCGAAGGCGAAUUGAAGAGAUCAAGCGAGAAUUACUUGAAGGGACAAAAUCACCUGCCGUACAUCUUGAAAAGAAUCCAUGUCGCACUGGCUAUCGGGAUGAUCAUCGUGGAGAAUGGAGGGAUGUCAACUCAUUCAGAUUACAGAUUACACCUUCACCAAACCUUAGUCAGUCACGUGACCUGAGAACCACUGCACAAUUUUUGCCAGCAGCCAUUGGUGGAGAGUAUGACAGUAAGGGGAAUAUCAAAAGGUUUAAACCUGCAUUCUCAGAACAAUCUUAUUUGACACAAGAUUUAGCGCAGCUAAAGGAAAUGGACGAUUUUAAUAGUGUACACUCUGGCAUAAAAAAUGUCUUUGACACAAAUAUUACAUUUCUUCCACCCAAAACAAUUGAAGACUCCAAUAAGCCAAUAACUUCCAUUACAUUUGCAUCCCGCAAGCGGUUUUCACCUCUUUUGUCAUCCAUUGGUUCUGAAAGCGAGUAUCAAGAGCAGUUUCCAAAAGUGGCACAGUCUGCAAGGUCCAGUGAAACUCCUCUGACCGACACACAUAUGAGAACAGAAACUACUGAUUUCAAAUCCAUGUCAAAGGACAAGCCUAACCUUCAUUUCCCCCCAAAUACUCCAGAAGCACAUUUAGCUCAGCAAAUUGACAUUUUAGAUACGACUCCUGCCUUUAAUUCUGAGGAACACCAAGAAACAAGUAAUGCCCCAAGCAGGCAUUUCCUUUCUCCGUCUGCUGCCUUGGACCAGGGGGAAGAUCCUGGGGAUAAUGUAAAUGUUAGACAGUCUGGCAGACCCACACCUGUGAAAUAUCAGUUGGAACUAGAACCAUCACGUCAUACUAUUUCAGAAGAGGUGUAUUCUAGGGCUAGUGUCGCAGAUCAGAAUUUCAUAAAUAUUGAGAGCUGUCCUAGUUCACAUCCCACAUGUAAAUAUGGUGAAGUGAGUAUGGAUAGAACACACCAGUCUUCUCCAAACAAUUGUGCAAAAAUUGAACCUCCCACUACCUCUCCAGGGAGGAAAGCACUUUCUUGUAUCCAUGUCAAAAUAUCCCCCAAACAAGACAAACCUGAGCGAAUUGAAUCUGUACCUGUAGUGCCAGUUACUGUAAGUGUGUUUGCUAACAAUGGGCACUGCGCAGGGAAAAGUGAAAUGUCAGAGAAUAAAGUGUCGCCAGGCUUUCAAGACCUCGCUGGUCAUAAAGGAGCAGAGUCUUCUGCCACAUCAUACUUUUUAAAUUCUCCUACAAAUACUGAUGGUGAAGGACAUACUCAAGAAAGUGCGUCACGUGUGACACGGAAAUGCAUUCCAUUGUCAGAUGCUACAACUCAGAUCACCACUGAAAGUCCUGUGAAAACAACUUUUUCUGCAGAAAUUUUCAUUGACAGCAGCCAGAAGGAAGAAAAACCUAGUGUUUCACAUGUAAGGACUCGGGAAUCUCCUGGGCAGUCUUCUUAUUAUCCUCAAAUUUCUCAGCUUUCGCGGGCAACUGAUCAACCUUUGCUCCUGCCAUACAGACCUGCUGGAAGUCCUGAACUGUUCUAUGUCCCGUAUCUGGAAGGAGCCUCCAGAGUUUCACCUACAAGCACUGUAGAGAGUUCCCAUCCAGGCUCCAACGAUGCAGUUUCACCCAAGUUUCCAGCUGAAGUCCUGGGCUCUAUCAGUGAAAAUACAACUGAAGCUUCAAUCCCCAAACACAAGGAGGGCAUAUACAGCAAGAACAAGGGGCCCGACACAGCAUGGAGACAGUCAACUUCUGCAGGAUUUAUAAAUGGCUUGAAAUUACCUACAAAACUCCAUUCUCCGUCAGUGGUAGCGGAAAAGCGCACUUUACAAUCUGAUCCAGAGCAUCACUAUGGUUCCUUCAUUGAACUAUCUGUGGACUCACUCCAUCAAAGAGGCUCUCGACAAUAUUCUAGAAAUAGACCGGAUAAUUUGAGAGAAAAGACUGGCCAAUCUUAUUACCGGGAAGACAAGCAGUUCCUCCCCUUAAAGCCUGAAUUUGAUGAUAGCAUGGAUAAUGUAACACUUAUCCACAAAACUGAUGAUGAGAGGUCUCAAUGGGAACAAACAAAGACAAAUUCGAACUAUGUGAGUCUUCAUACCGCUGGUGUCACUAGAAGAAAUGAGCAGAUCCAGACUGAUCUGAACCACAAACCAACUGAAUUCCAAAAAUCCGAUCUCCAUGAGAGUCAUAGAAAGGAGAAAGGUACGAGAAAUGCCAACACCAGCUUUUCUAGAUCUCUGGCAUGUGAUGUUCACAAAAGAUUGCAGAAAAAUGGGUCAGUCUUAACCCAAAGUACAGCUUCCACCGAGAGCUUGGAUGAUCUUUGGGCACGUUUCACAGAUCGUAGGAAGAGCCAGCUCUCCGAGUCCAGUAACAAAGAAUUAUCGUUGGUGGAUCGUCUGGAUCGACUAGCAAGACUUCUUCAGAGCUCUCCUUCCCAGUCACUGGUGUCUGAAAAAGAUUAUCGUAUGCAGAAGGGAACCAGAAAAGAGAAUGGUGUAACACUGGAAAACAAAACAAGAGAAAGGGUGUACCAAAAGAAGGUUGCAGAAAGACAAGAAAGCUCCAGUGUGGAUGAAACAGAAAUCUUUGCACACCCACUGAGGAGGACAUUGCAUCAAAGACAUUAUGGAGACCGAUUUAGUGAAGGAUCCGUUGGCUCAGAUGUUACUCCUGAGGUCAGAAGCUCAGAAGUAGAAAUUGCUGUACAAACUGACAGUGAAGCUACAACUGAAACAGCGGCAAGUGGUUCCAUAUCGACCAUCGAUACAGUGCGACUCAUCCAUGCUUUUGGUCCAGAACGAGUCCGCCCAUCUUCCAGACUCUCUAAACUAUAUGACACUAUCAACGUUCAGAAACAACGCACUGAAAACAGACCAAGGAAAGCAGGCAGGCAGUCUUUGGCCACGGGAGAGAGGAAUGAAUUUCAGAAAAUCCCCAUUAAGAUGACUGAUUCGGAGUCCUCAUCAAGCAGCUGCUGGGAGACAAGCUCAGCUCUGACACACAAGAGGAGCAGCAAAUUACUGAACAAGGGUAUUCAGGCAGGAGACCUGGAAAUUGUGACCAGUGCUACAAGGAGAAACACCAGGGAUGUUGGCACCACUUUCCCCUCACCUGGUGGGGAGCAGCAGAGGAUCCAAACAAAGAAAGAGCCCUCCUGGAUCAAUGGAGUCCUGCGUCCUAGGGAAAGGAAGAGCAAGGCGUAUGUCUCUAAAGGCCUGAGCUGGUUUGUUCCUGCAGAGGAUCUAAAAUCUGACUCCAGGAAGGAGAAUGAGAGCUGCUCGCAUAGAGGACCAUCUGUAAAUUGGUAUGAACCCAUGACAAAUGCCAGGCCUUGGAGAGAGCCACUGAGAGAGAAACAUCUGCAAGAACAGCCCGUGAGAAGAUCUGGCAGUCUGCUGAAUAGGUCUCACAAUGUCACAGACACAGGGGACAAGUCACCAAGUCUGUUUAUUAAAGUCACCCUGCAGGAAUCCUUGCAGACCCGGAGACCAGAUUUCAUCUUCCGCUCUGGGGAGAGGGUAAAACGCUUGCAGCUGCUGGCCAGAGAACGCAGACUCCAGGCCGAGUUUCAGGAGGAACGAGACAAACUAUUCAACUUGGCAGAGAACAGAGGGGGCAAAAAUUACACUAAAUCUUAUAAUGGUUCACAAAUAACCCAGAGAGACAGAGCCAUUCUGAAGAAAGAGAUGGUGCAGCGGUCCAAACGGAUAUAUGAGCAGCUUCCAGAAGUCAGGAAGAAAAAGGAGGAUGAGAAGAGGCAGUCGGAAUAUGAGACCUAUCGCUUGAAGGCACAGAUCUUUAGAAAGAAAGUCACUAAUCACAUUUUAGGAAGAAAAACACCAUGGAAUUAAAUUAAUGUUAAGAGAUUAUUUUUUUUUACUUUAAGCAACAUAUAACCAUGUUCCUACCUUGUGAUGUGAAGACGAUAGCCAAUAUAUAAAUGUUGUAUGUGAUGUGAGUCUAAUUAUGUGUGGCAUUUUAUGAUUGUCAUAGAUCUAUUUUUUUAAAUUAUUUAUUAUGAGAUACUUGUAUAUUUUGGU
Messenger RNA from Pelobates fuscus (common spadefoot toad), 8063 nucleotides. RefSeq names its product ALMS1 centrosome and basal body associated protein (gene ALMS1). The transcript is spliced from 19 exons. The record is from RefSeq and is a predicted model, not a curated record. NCBI's taxonomy places the organism in Eukaryota, Metazoa, Chordata, Amphibia, Anura, Pelobatidae. Gene Ontology annotation, molecular function: microtubule binding. Bases 9 to 7874 code for a protein of 2621 amino acids.